GUCACGAAAAUGUAUCUAGCCGAAUGCCUGGCCCUUAUACUCUCAUUCUCUUGUUCCAGUCCAUGAAGUAGAUCACGCCACGUGUGCACAUCAUUCUUACGUCAUUCAUACAAGUUUUUAAAAAAAAAGAAGAAAAAAAAAAAAAGCCAUGCCUUAGCGAAAUUUCAAAGGCAAUAUGAUUUAACUAGGAUCUGAUGUAGCUGUAGGAUGUCAUUCAUUUUUCAGGAGAUAUUCUAACAUACAUGCAGCAAUGAUAGCAGAGAAUGCAGAUGAAAUUCAAGACUUGUGUGGCAUAAUUACAGAAGUGGUUGGUGUGGAUCAUUAUCCUGGAAGGGAUAACAUCCCAUUGCAAAACACUGAGCUAGUUCUGUGGAGGGAUCCCAACAAUGAAGCAGACUUUAAUGCUAUUCAAGUCAGAAGUCUAGAAGGAGACUUAGUGGGUUAUAUUCGUAAAGAGCUAGCACCACAGUUAUCACAGCUGCUGAGGAAUGAUACCAUUCACAUAAAUCAUCUCAAGGUGUUCACCUUCCCGCAGUCAAGACCUGGCGCUAGAUAUCAAGUGAAGAUCAGAAUUGGCAUCUUUGGAUUUCAAAGUAAGAGAGCUGAUGUAAUGAAGGUAUUGCAACAAAACAGAUUUUUAGACCCCAAGGCUUCUGAAUAUACAGCAUUAUCACAGUCUGCCAGGAAACGCCAUAGUGAUGGACAUGUAUCAGCAUAUCAACUGGAGGAAAGGUUUCACAGUGGCAGUCCUAUAAGUAUUGAUGUACCAAGUGGAGAUACAUCUGAACUUGAUGAGGGUUCACGGAUUCUUCUAUUUUCUAUUUUGCUGAUGUCAGACUACACAGUUAAGAAGAGUGAUCAGAAAAGUUGGAUAUCCCUUCUCCAAACUCUGAGUAAAGCCUUCAAAUCUUUGAAUCCUGGAACAAAUGUUCGAAUUCGUCCAUUUAAUGAAUACUUAACAGUCAGAACAGAUGGUAGUGUUACCUUUUUAUCAAAACGCCAACGUGAUCAAGUGAUAGACUUCAUAGACUCACCUGAGUAUGUGAGAGUAUUUUUGACCCAUGCUGAUCAAAAGGCCAUCAAAGAAUACUGUAGAACUUCCAAGCCAAGAAGUGCAGAGAAAAUUAUACGCAUUGACUCGGAACUGAAUGAAAAAUUGGUAAAUCGGAUUGGUGUGGAUAUUUUGAACCAUCCCACGAUAGAAGACUCAUCCAUACACCAGUUAGUAUCUGAAAAAUUGCACAUACCCCUGGAGAUUCUGUCACUAGGGAGAGAUGGGUUUUCUUCUUUUAUUGAGCUUUUGAAGAAAGGCUCAAGUGAAAUUUCUCAUGCUCAAGUGAUGAUUCUUGGUUGUGGUGGUGUUGGAAAAACAACUCUACUGAAAAGGUUAACAACAGAGCAAAGCAUAGAGGAUAUUAGAAGGUCAACUGACUCAACGAUCGGUGUAGACAUUCGUCAAGCUGAAGCUAAAACAUUGAAGGCUUUAAAUUCAAAAGAAAGAGAAACUUUAAAAGUUGAUCUUUCUAAAGUUACUGCAAAAGAGAGAGAUAUCGAAGAGGAAAUUCCACCAGACAGUUUUUCAGAUACAACACUGAAGAAAAAAAGCAUGAAGAGUAAAAUGCCGAUUUCAAGCAGUUCCGAAAGCUGCAUGGAGCAGGAAGAAAAAUGGGCUGAUGGUUCUGUAGAUUUAGAUAGAGGAGAAAAUGAGGAUUUAAUACAAAGCAAGGAUACCCAUGAUUCACUCCCUGUAUCAGAGGCCACUCAAGGAACAUCAUCUUUCACAGGAAAUGAUGAUCCCAAAUCCAAAACCAUCCUAAAUUUAGUUUCAGCCUUAGUGCGCAGGGAAGGUGAUGUGGAUGAAACUAUCGACUUUUAUGACUUUGCGGGACAAUAUGUGUAUUAUUCAACACAUCAGCUUUAUCUCAGUCGUGCUGCAUUUUAUAUCCUUGUGACAGACAUGAGCAGAAAGUGGGAGGAAAAACCUGGAAUGUUGGAGAAUCGGAGGGAACAUCUGAUGUACAGAGAUUGGACAAAUGAAAAAUAUCUAAACUUUUGGCUGGAAUCCAUACAGGCGUUCUCAAGAGAAGACCGACCAUCAGUCAUUUUAAUAGGAACACAUGCAGAAGGGAAAUCUGAUGAGGAGAAACACAACCACUUUGUUCAUCUGAGAGCGGCUUUGAAAUCUGAGGGACUCUUUGAUCUUUUGUCCGAUGAUAGAGAGUUCUUCGUUUCAUUUGAUAGUGAGGAUAAUUUAGAUGAAAUUAGACGAUGUAUUAAAGCAAUUGCCAAAGAUCACAGUAACUGGAGUCGAAGAGUUCCCAAUAUUUAUACACUAUUUCAGGAAAAGUUUAAAGCAAUUCAAGACCAUCAGAAAGUUAUGGCAUUUGAAAAUGUUAUGACACUGCAGGAAGACUUUCCUGUAGAUAUAAGAUUAGAAAAGGAAAACCAAAUCAAGUUCAUGUUGAAGUUUUUUCAUGAGAUUGGUCUUAUUUUGUACUUCGACUGCAAGGAUGUGAACAAGUAUGUCAUCCUGGAUGUGAAAUAUUUCACAAAUGCUUUCAAACGCAUAAUUACAGUAAGGAGUAAUACCAUGCCAAAAGUAGCGAAAGAUUUCCCAAGACAGUGGAUCACUUUCCACGAGAAAGGAGAGCUGCCAGAUGCUCUAUUGGAUGCAAUUUGGAGUAAUGAAGGUGAUCCAACCACUCCAUCGUUUAAAGCUCACAAGCGUGAGCUCCUUUUGUACAUGAAAGAACUUUGCUUUUUAACAGAAGUCAAAGCGAAAAAUGGAUCACUUUUGGUGGUACCCUGCAUGAACACUGUUCCGUUUUCGUCUGGAAUGUUCAAGAACCACCGCAGAACAUCUGUUCUGUGUUUUCAGUUUCCUGCUCUUGCAGGUCUGAUUUUUCACCGACUUGUGACAUGUUGUGCCAAUACAUUGUGGCCCAUUUCAAUGGAGAGAAGAAAAUCGUGCAUAUUUCAAAAUGUAAUGAUAUUUGAGCAUCGUGACAGAUUCAUUGCUGUUGGGAGUGUCCAUGACACAAUUCAAUUGCAAAUAUUUGAUAGUCAUGCUGAUGAUAAGUAUACCAGGGAGAAAUCAAAUACGAAAGUGAACAUUGAAGUAAAAGAGGCUAUUGUGACAAGACUCCAAGAGAUUGUUAACAUUAUUGGUGACAAAUUUCCAUUUACGUGUGGGUAUAAAUGCAAAGCAACCACUUUCUGUGAUGAAAACAAUGAUUGUUUUAUACCAGAGACUGGUAUUGAUUGGUCUACAGAAUAUAUGUAUUGUGAAUCCUGUCCAAUGAGUGAGAGGGAAAGAAUUAAUGUUCUUGAAUUGGUUUCAUACUGGAAAAAGUCUGAAGACAAAGAAUCCGACAUUGAUGCAGAAACAAAUUUGAUAUUUGACUUCGUUUCCCGGAAGCUGAGCAAAGAGAAACAAAUGCUAUGUGUGCGUCUUUUGGAAGAUAGUUCCUAUGCUGACUUGGUAAGUCAACGAAAAAGUAUAUCCCCAGAGGAGGAAGUUUUUCAAAUUUUGUCAAAAUGGAAAGAGUCAAAGCCCAGAUUAAACCACAUUGAAGAGUUAAAGGAACUUCUACAGGACGAAAAUGCACAGAUUGCUCUUGACAUUGAAAACUUCUGUAAAGAGAAUUACUCUUAUAAGUCAGUAUCGAGACCUUUAGAACCCGUUUUUGAUGGGGAAUGUUUGGAGGUUGCCAAAAAGGUGACCAGGGAUAGAAAUGGUCUACUACGCUUUCUAGGAUUGAAGGAAUGUAGAAGGGAACAAAUAGAAGACGAAAAAAAGAAUGUCACGGACGUAAUUUAUGAUUGCUUUUAUAAGCUUAAGAAAGAAGAUGUUCUCAAUAGACAAAAUCUUUGUGAUGCUUUAAAUUAUAUUGGCAAGGUAAAUAUUAUAGAAGACCUCAAUGAAGAAUGGAAGAAAGAAGGUGAGAAGUUUCUGCAGUGACUGGUGACGUGUUUAAUCUGUGUGUGAUGUAUGUAAGGCUUUGUGAUUAAUCAUUUGGAACCACUAGAAAAAUUGUAUUGUAUAGGCCUUUAACUAAACAACAGAGUUGUAAUUUUCCUUACCCAUCAUACAUUUAUCUUCCUGCAAUCUCAUAGGCCAUAGGAAACGAUUUUUACGAGGUGACUUAACUAAAACCUCUUAUUCCUGUCGUCCGAUUCAAUAUGUCUGACCGACAAUUUACUAAAUUUUGUCUUGUUUUCACUUCGUUAAUAUUUUGAAUUUAACAAUUAAUUUCUGAUCAUAAGAUUUGGUAAUACAUGCACUUGUAAAUUUACGAAUGUGUUCGAAAUUUGAUGAUUUUUUUUAUUUGUUUGCUUGUUAACGAUCUAAUUUACCAAUACAACCUGUAAUUACGUCAAAUGCUUUCUGACAUGUUUCAUAUCGAUUGAGGUAGUUCUUUGUACGCUGAUUUGACUACGGAUUACUACGUUUACCCGAUCGAGAUAUAGGGCUCACAGUGGGUGUGACCGGUCGACAGGGGAUGCUUACUCUACCUAGGCAAGUUAUUCCAGCUCUGGAAGGUCCAGGGGUCUGUGUUUACAAAACUCUGAAUUUUGUAAUAUUUGUUGGAGUUAUCAGAUUGAUCGUUGUUCGUUAUAUUUGUCUUUUCAUUUAUCUUUUAUCUAUAUUUUGUGCAAAUAAAGAUCAUAAGAGAUUAUACUAGAUACAUACUUAACAUUUUAAAUAUGUAACAAGUAUGUUCCAUACAAAUAUUAUGAACUAUUUGUGUAUCAACAUUGUAGAUUCGCGAAGUGUAUCGAAUGAAAGACGGUAUUUGAAAACAUACUGUACACGUUAUUUGUUUUUGUAUGGCGCCAAAAGAUGGACUGUGCAAUUAUACUAAAAUACGUUUGUCUCAUUUGUAAAGUAUUUAUUUUGAGUAUCCAUCCCAUUGAAAAUUACUUUCCCAAAGUAUCAUGAUUGAGAUCAUGAGAAAAUGAUGGCCUCAUGAACAUGUGUUUUAUAAACAUUAAAAGAAUGAAUACAAUUUACCUGUAUAUGAAAGAUGAUACGCGAUGAGUUGAUCGACUGUUUUUCAUAAUUGAUUGUGGAUCAUUUCCCUUAAUUUUUCGUAUUAGUACUGGUAAAUGAGCUUUAUUGUGCUCCUAAAUUGAACUGAGAAUACAAUUUUCAAAUGUAUUGAUAAAAUAAAAUCUUCACAUAUGAA
Ostrea edulis (European flat oyster) is the source of this 5189-nucleotide messenger RNA. RefSeq lists its product as uncharacterized. Gene Ontology annotation, molecular function: hydrolase activity, acting on acid anhydrides, in phosphorus-containing anhydrides; zinc ion binding; nucleic acid binding. The record is from RefSeq and is a predicted model, not a curated record. The transcript is spliced from 12 exons. NCBI's taxonomy places the organism in Eukaryota, Metazoa, Mollusca, Bivalvia, Ostreida, Ostreidae. The coding region runs from base 251 to 3961 and encodes 1236 amino acids.